Molecule: messenger RNA, 2233 nt
Organism: Monodelphis domestica (gray short-tailed opossum)
Lineage: Eukaryota; Metazoa; Chordata; Mammalia; Didelphimorphia; Didelphidae
Source: RefSeq, a predicted model, not a curated record
AUGGAGUUUGUAUUUGAUCCUGGAACUAAUAAUGAAUUUCUUGAACUCAUUAAGCUGCAGAGGGUGGGUGAGAUAUGGUAUGAUCAGGUUCCAGUUUUCAGCCCAGCAUGGUCACCUCCAUACUACAUUGCUCCUUGUCAAGUGCCAAACCUGGAGUCAGUCUCUUCAAGAGCUGAAGAAAAGGGCACCCCUGCGUGCUCCCCACCGGGAUUUAAAAAAAAGUCUCCUAGCGAAGAAGCACGAAGACCCAAGAUGGUGGCGGCGGCAGCUACGGGAGCCCCGGCUGUAGCGGCGUCAGCGGCCGGCUCGGGUGGCGGGGCCGGCGGGGCGGCGGCGUGCUCGGGUGGCUCGGGCCCGGGCGUGUUGAUUGGGGACCGGCUGUAUUCAGGCGUGCUCAUCACGCUGGAGAACUGCCUGCUGCCCAAUGACAAGCUGCGUUUUAUGCCGUCCGUGUCGAGCAGUCUGGACCCCGACACUGAGAUGGGUCUGCUCGUCGUGGGUUGAGAGCUCAUCCAGGCGGCCGGCAUCCUACUGCGCCUGCCACAGGUGGCCAUGGCUACAGGGCAGGUGUUGUUUCAACGGUUCUUUUAUACCAAAUCGUUUGUGAAGCAUUCCAUGGAACACAUAUCAAUGGCCUGCGUUCAUCUGGCCUCCAAAAUAGAAAGAGCUCCAAGACGGACAAGGGACGUAAUUAAUGUGUUUCAUCGACUUUGGCAUUUGAGGGAGAAAAAGAAACCUGUACCUCUGCUCUUGGAUCAGGAUUAUGUUGAUUUGAAGAACCAAAUUAUAAAGGCUGAGAGAAGAAUUCUGAAGGAGUUGGGGUUCUGUGUCCACGUAAAGCACCCUCAUAAGAUAAUCGUUAUGUACCUUCAGGUGUUAGAAUGUGAGCGUAAUCAACACCUGGUCCAGACCUCAUGGAACUAUAUGAAUGAUAGUCUCCGAACAGAUGUCUUUGUCAGGUUCCAGCCAGAGAGCAUUGCCUGUGCGUGUAUCUAUCUUGCUGCUAGGACAUUAGAGAUUCCUCUUCCUAAUCGUCCCCAUUGGUUUCUAUUGUUUGGAGCAUCUGAGGAAGAGAUACAAGAAAUAUGCUUUAAAAUUUUAUUGCUCUAUACUGGGAAAAAGGUCGAUCUGACAUAUUUGGAAAGUGAAGUUGAAAAGAAAAAGCAUGCCCUAGAAGAGGCAAAAGCCCAAGCUAAAGGUCUGCUUGCAGAUGGGACCCCUAUUUCAGACAACACAUCGGGCUUUCCCCCUGUUCCUAAAAUAGAAUCCCCCAAAGAAAGCAAAGGAAAUAAACCUUCUCCACUUUCUGUGCAAGCGAUGAAGAAUGCCAAAAGAAAAAAGGAGGGUGCUAAGAGGGCCAAAUCCAACAGUCCAGUGAAUGGCUUGCCAAAAGGCAGAGAAAGUAGAAGCUGCAGCGGAAGUCGGGACCAGAGCUACUCAAGAUCACAGUCCAGAUCAGCAUCUCCUAAGAGGAGGAAAAGUGAAAGCUGUUCAACUUCCAGUGGUUCAAAGUCCCAGAGCUGCUCCCGGAAUCGCAGUGAUUCUCCCCCAAGACAGGCCAACCAUGGAGGUUCUUACAAGGGCUCCAAGAUCAGGACCUACAAAAAAUCAAAGGACUAUAAUUAUGCAGUCCAGAAACCUCAGAAGUCUCAGAGCCGGAGCUCCUCACGUUCUAGAAGUCAGUCCAGGGAACAUUCAGAUAAUUCUGGGAAAUACAAGAAGAGUCAUUACAACAGGGAUGAGAGGCAGGAACGUUCUCAGUCUUAUGAGCGAACUGGCCAUCCCUAUGAGGGAGAACAUCCUGGACACAGCAGGCACAGGAGAUGAGGCCUGGAGGGUCAUCAGCAGCUGUGCUUCCUUCUCCCUUUGGAUGCAGACAGGACCUCUGCUCCCUUCUUUCUUGUAGUCUGGCUGGGUUGAUGUCUGAUGUCCAUCAUCUCUGCUUUAUUUGUUCCUCAACUUGUUAAGCAUGAAUUCAAAGGGAAAUGGUCAUUUAAUGGAUAUGGUCAUAAGACUGAAGAUAGAAUCAGGUAGACAGCUUGGUUCCCCCAACAACUGUCUAGUUGGGCAUCCAGGCCUUCCUUGGAAGGUAGCUGCGGGUCUAUCCCUAUAGCAAGUGUUAGUACUGAUACAGAUGGAUGGACAGCCACAACCCUUGAGGGAAUUGAGAGUGGGCCUCUUCCUUAUUCCACUCCCAACCUGAACAGCCCUUCUGAAUGGAGCUGGAAGAAAG